AUGAGCGGUACUUCAUUUCGAGACUCCCUCAUCGUGAUUCUUGACACUGGUCGCUCGUCCAUACGCGCCGGCCUCGGUCUUCACGACCUCCUUAAGCCGCCCUCUAUUGAAAUCUUGGCUCGUGUCGGGCUACCGAAGAGUCUGGGCACUUCUUCUAUCGACGAGAGCGCCCCGGAUGUAGAUACACAGGAGGGCUCCUCGACCUCCAAACCACGGUCUCCGCCCUCUGUUCAGAACGCCAAGACUACGGAUUAUCUGGUAGGAACGCAGCUAGAUGAUGCCCUGGCGGCUGGUCAAGAUCUAGCCAUUUAUUGGCCAUUCGCCACCGGAGACAUCAGCGACUGGGUGCAAGCCGAAGCCCUCUGGAAGUACUGCCUCUUUACCGCGCUUCACCUCCGCCGCUUGCAGAUGGAGUCGCCCGUCCUGCUCACGCUGCCGUCCGGCUUCUCGCGCGACGCGUACGAGCGCGUCUGCCAGCUCUUUUUCGAGCGGCUCAACGUAGCCGCCUUCGGAGUGCUUGAACGGCCGACCGCACAGUUCUACGCCGCGCUGACCGCCUCGAGCCAGCUCAGUGGUGUCAUUGUGGAUGUUGACCUCGAGUGGACGGACAUUACGCCCAUCUAUGACGGCUUCGUGCUUGGCGGUGCACGCACGAGCGUCAAUGUUGGGAUGGACGACUGCAAGAGGUACCUCGCAGGCCUGCUGCGCAGCAACCAGACCGUGAUGGCCGCGCUCGCAGAACCGGGUGAGGGCGCGCCACCGCCUCCGGCAGACGACGUGGCGCAACAAGCGGCCCUCGAGGAAUUUGCCCUGCAGCUGUGGGCGGAGGACCACAUCAAGGUAUUGACAGAGGGUGAGGCGGGCGCGGCACGUGAAGCGGUCGAGCUCGACGCGAAUGGCGAUAUCAACAUCGCUGCGAUCGUCGUCGCGGGGAGAGAAAAGGCCGUUAUUGAAAGCGGGAUGCGCAAGAAAGCCGCGCGAGGGAACGCCGCGGAGCAGGCCAAGGCGCGAGAAAUUGAGGCCAAGGAUUUGGUGGAAGUGCAGUGGCGGGGGAAGACGGUGACGGUGGGCAAGGAGCGGCACCGAUUCUGUGAACCCCUCUUUGACUUGGCGGCACGCGGAAGGAAAGGAAAGGGCAAGGCGAAGUUACCGGACUUGCCCUUGCAAGUGGCGCUGGGGGAGGCGGUCAGCCGGGCGGAGGUCGACCAGCGGUCAUAUAUGUGGCAAGGGUUGUUUGUGACCGGGGAGAUCACCAAGCAUGUCAGGGGUCUCGGAGCUGCGUUGCAGACCCGCCUCAAUGCCUACAUGGUGUUCAGCGCUGAUCAGUUGAAUGAGGUACAACCCCGAGUGAUUCGUACACUCAAGAUCCCAGAGUACUUUGCAGAAUACAGAGAAAAGGGAGACGGCCUAGCGUCGUUCUUGGGUGCGAGCAUUGUUGCGAAGAUUGCAUUCAAUGAUUCUGCAGGAAAGAACUUCGUGUCAAAAACCGACUAUGCCAGUCAAGGCCCACGAGCUGUCCUGGGAAUGUCGCCCUCGCUUCUCUGA
This is a messenger RNA of Postia placenta MAD-698-R-SB12, 1545 nucleotides long. RefSeq lists its product as hypothetical. The transcript has 5 exons. The record is from RefSeq and is a predicted model, not a curated record. The coding region runs from base 1 to 1545 and encodes 514 amino acids. Lineage: Eukaryota; Fungi; Basidiomycota; Agaricomycetes; Polyporales; Adustoporiaceae.